UUGAAUAUAUGGGUUAAUGAUGGAUAGAUAUCAAUUAACCUUAUUUUUAAAAUAGUCCCAUCCUUUUUUAAUUUGGUUUAUGUUAAAAAUCCGACACCGUGUUGGCAACACUACACUACACUGCCAUUGUCUGAUUUCUCUGGUUCCUUUGCUAAUCAAAGAAAAAUUGAUUCUUUGAUACCCCUUCAAUUUCUUUUUUAAUGGAGGACGGCAAAAUAUCCCAAUCUAAUGAUUAUCAAAAAGAUAACGAUGAGAAACAUCCGAAGAAAAAAGGUAAAAAUAAGAAAAAGCGAAGCGGUGGUGAUGGCGACCAUGGUGUGUCGGGACCAUCGGACGUAUUGGUUCCCAAUUCAGGUGAUGUUCAUCAAAAUAUAUCGUUAAAAGAUUUAAAGAUGGCUAUGGAGGUUUUAAAUCUUCAACAGAAGCCUGCCAAAACGACUGAAGAAGCUUUACACAAGUCAUAUCAGUUUUGGUCUACUCAGCCAGUCCCAAAAAUGGAUGAGAAGAUUGUUUCUAAUGAACCUAUCGAACCUCCAAAAUCCCCGGAAGACAUUAGAGGAGAACCAUAUACUUUACCCGAUGGUUUCCAAUGGGAUACACUAAAUUUGAAUGAACCUCUAGUGUUGAAGGAAUUAUAUACUUUGCUUAAUGAGAAUUAUGUUGAAGAUGAUGAUUGCAUGUUUCGAUUUGACUAUCAAACUGACUUCUUAAAAUGGGCUCUUCAACCACCAGGAUGGAAAAUGGAAUGGCAUUGUGGGGUUCGUGUAGUAAAAUCAGGGAGAUUGGUUGGAUUUAUAUCUGCUACACCAGCUGAAUUAAGAAUAUAUGAUCAUGUGCAAGUAGUUGUGGAAAUCAACUUUUUAUGUGUGCACAAAAAGCUACGCUCGAAAAGGGUAGCACCUGUUCUCAUUAGAGAAAUUACACGUAGAGUUAAUUUGACUGGCAUAUUUCAAGGUGUUUACACUGCUGGCAUUGUAUUGCCUAAACCAAUAGCAACAUGUCGUUAUUGGCACAGGUCACUUAAUCCAAAGAAACUAAUUGAUAUAAAAUUCAGUCAUUUAUCAAGAAAUAUGACUAUGCAAAGAACGCUUAAAUUGUUUAAACUUCCAGAUUUACCUAAAACUCCUGGUUUCCGUAAAAUGGAAACUCAAGAUUGUGAUAAAGUUGUGACAUUAUUGAAUGAUUACUUAAAAAAGUUUGAUUUGGCUCCUAUAUUCUCAGAAGAUGAUUUCAAACAUUGGUUUAUUCCCCAGGUGGGCAUUAUUGAUAGCUUUGUUGUUGAAGCUUCGGAUGGCACUAUAACAGACUUUGUGAGUUAUUACACAUUGCCAUCUACUGUUGUUUAUCAUCCAACUCACAAGACGUUGAAAGCAGCAUAUUCAUUUUAUAAUGUGUCUACUAAGACACCAUGGAUAGAAUUAAUGCUUGAUGCAUUAAUAACAGCAAAAAAUUCCGGUUUUGAUGUUUUCAAUGCAUUAGAUUUGAUGGAUAACAAAGAAUUCUUAGAACCAUUAAAAUUUGGUAUUGGUGAUGGUAAUUUGCAGUACUAUUUAUAUAACUGGAGGUGCCCUACUAUGACUCCAAAUAAAAUCGGUUUAGUUUUACAAUAGCAGUACCUAUGUGUUUUUGUAAAUUGUAGCCAGCUAUCUUUUCUUUACACUACUUUGUAUAAAGUAUUUUUAUUGAUUGGAAAUAAUAGAUAAAGCAUGUAGCAAUGGUUUUAAACCUCACUGUACUAAUGUGAAAUAGGUACUAUGUAUAUUAUUAAUACACUUGAUAAUAUUUAUAA
Galleria mellonella (greater wax moth) is the source of this 1789-nucleotide messenger RNA. It is a transcript of the gene Nmt, whose product is annotated as glycylpeptide N-tetradecanoyltransferase 2. Gene Ontology annotation, cellular component: cytoplasm. The coding region runs from base 201 to 1610 and encodes 469 amino acids. The record is from RefSeq and is a predicted model, not a curated record. The transcript has a single exon. Lineage: Eukaryota; Metazoa; Arthropoda; Insecta; Lepidoptera; Pyralidae. Gene Ontology annotation, molecular function: glycylpeptide N-tetradecanoyltransferase activity. Gene Ontology annotation, biological process: N-terminal peptidyl-glycine N-myristoylation.